AUGGGGUACCCGUCUACUUGGUGCAAGUGGAUUCGGGGCAUUCUCAAAUCGGCUUCCUCCUUGGUUCUGGUUAACGGAGCUCCAACUUUUCUCUUUAGAUGUGAAAAAGGCAUGCGACAGGGCGACCCGCUCUCCCCUUUCCUGUUUUUAGUGGUUAUGGAAGCUUUAUCGUGUAUGCUGGACCGGGCUAAGGAGGCAGGAGUGCUAAAGGGUAUUGUCACUCCUAACAAUGGUCCGAUUAUUACGCACCUUUUGUAUGCUAAUGAUGCCAUCGUUAUGGGUGAAUGGUCUAAGGAUGAAGUAGUUAACGUCGUGAGAAUUCUGCGGUGUUUCUAUGUGUGCUCGGGUCUUAAGAUUAACAUGGAAAAGUCUAACCUAUACGGCAUCGGUGUGGAGGCUCAGGAGACUGGGGAUAUGGCUAUUGAGGUGGGAUGUCGGCCCGACAUCCUCCUGUUCAGGUAUCUCGGUCUAAAUGUGUGA
Helianthus annuus (common sunflower) is the source of this 480-nucleotide messenger RNA. RefSeq lists its product as uncharacterized. The record is from RefSeq and is a predicted model, not a curated record. NCBI's taxonomy places the organism in Eukaryota, Viridiplantae, Streptophyta, Magnoliopsida, Asterales, Asteraceae. The coding region runs from base 1 to 480 and encodes 159 amino acids. The transcript has a single exon.